This is a messenger RNA of Punctularia strigosozonata HHB-11173 SS5, 1206 nucleotides long. RefSeq names its product DUF1682-domain-containing protein. The record is from RefSeq and is a predicted model, not a curated record. Gene Ontology annotation, biological process: endoplasmic reticulum calcium ion homeostasis. The transcript is spliced from 9 exons. Gene Ontology annotation, cellular component: endoplasmic reticulum. Gene Ontology annotation, molecular function: calcium ion binding. NCBI's taxonomy places the organism in Eukaryota, Fungi, Basidiomycota, Agaricomycetes, Corticiales, Punctulariaceae. The coding region runs from base 15 to 1130 and encodes 371 amino acids.
CGACGGUCUUCUCCAUGUCGAAUCCUCUGCUUGGGAUCGUCCGAGCGCUUACCCCGCCUCAGCCUCCGCCGCUCGAGGGCUGGGAAGGCAUCGAAUACAAAUGGAAGUUCUUCCACUUCCGGCCCGCUUUAUUCACCAAUGAGCCCUGGAUACUGCUCGCCGGUUUUCUGUACCUGGCCGUCUUCCUAUGGGGAAAGAGCACUAACCGCCGCAAGGCGGAGUCAUGGUUUCAAGCCCACCUACCUAUCUUCGAAACACAGUUCUCCAAGCCCUCCCGGGAGGGGCUCACCUUCGAUGGAUACUCCGAUGCGUUCAACUACUCGACCGGUCGCCGCUAUUUAACGCGUCUCCACACUGUUUUCACCUUGCGGCCGCGUCAUGAUCUGCUGCAACUCAUAUAUCAGUUCGCAUGGGGCAUGUAUGACCUCGCCUACAGACCCAAGGACGAAAUAUCGCUCGAAUUCGAGUUCCACCCGACGGCCCAGGUGCCCGACUUUGUGUUCGCGAUUGUAGCAAAGGAUGUCCUGUCGUCUAUCAAGGAUGAACGCUGGGAUCUAACUUUCUGCAAAACCACGGAAAAUCCCGCUCUGCCUCCGCAAUUGACGGUGAUGUCAGAAAUCGCGGACGUUACUGCUAACUUGCUCAAACCACUGGGGUCAUUCUCCAUGGUGAAGGCUGUCAGUGACCCGGCGAUCCUCCCUUACUUCCGCUCCCUUUCGAUUACCGACCAACCCGACAAGCACCCUGAGGUGCCUGUGCCUCCGCAGGAUCGCAAGAAACGUUUGAUACUGUCCUUGUCUUCACCCGCACCGGCCAAUGCCGGUGUUACGAAGAGCCUGGUGGAAUCCGUGUUCAGCCUCGUCGACGUGCUCGGAAGCGGAAAAUAUCUCAAUCUCCGCCCGGAGACGAAGACGAAGCUGAAGCAGGCCCGUGACAAGUUUGAUAAGGACCUGAGGGAGGAAGCGGAGAAGGAGAAGAAGGAAGAAGCGGCGGAGGAAAAGGCUGCGCAGAAACGCAAGGCGGAGCAGGAGAGAUUGGCCAAGCUGAGUGCUGCAGAUCAGAAAAAGGCACUGGAGAAGGAACGGAAGAGAACAUUGCGAAAGUCGCAGGGCAAGAUGGUUCGCAAGUGAUCGCUGUCUAUCAUUCUGUACUUGGCAGCCUACCUGUAAAACCUGCCUUUGCAAUAUCUCAUACCGAUACUGCCGA